AUGACCCUGGCCGUCCUGGUGCUUUACGAGUUUCUUCUGGCCAAGAACCUGAUCCUGCCACCUGAAUUGCUGAAGAAUACUCAAUGUAUGCUCUUCGUCGGCGUGGCUUCUGUAGGGGGCAUGAUCUACUAUGGGAUGAGCGUCUUCUGGCCGACUAUGGUUAGCGAACCGUUCCAGGGCAGCCUGCUUCACCAGGUCUGGUUGACCAUGACAUUUACAAGCGGCGCAGCUUUAGGCAACAUCGUUUCUAGAGCCUGCUUUAGACUGGGAAAGUUCCGAUGGCAAUUGCUUAUUGCAUCUGCGCUGGUGACCACUUUCUUUGGUGCCAUUGCGUCCGUCAGCCAGCGCACCAAGGACCAGGGGAUCGCCUUUAGUUUCCUCGGGGGCUUCUUCGCGGGCUGGCUGGAAGGCCCGACAAUGGCAGCCAUCUCCUUCACAGUCGAUCAGUCGGACGUCGGGCUGGCAGUCGGUUUGUUGAACUCGACUCGAGUCCUGGCUGGAUCCGUGGCCGAGGCCAUCUACGACGCCAUCCAGUCCAAUCGCCAGGAGACAUUGGAGAAGAAAUAUAUCCCACGCGCCGCGAUACGGGCAGGUCUUCCUUCUUCAUCGGUCCCUGCUGUGCUGCAGGCGGCUGCGACGAAGGGAAACCUCACAUCCAUCGCUGGCGUGAACAGCACAAUCGAGGCGGCUGUCAAUGAAGCCAUGCUAGACGCCAUCUCCGGAGGUUGCUCUUUGGUCUUCAAGGUCAUCAUUGUCUUUGGCGGUCUUGCCAUGAUCGGAUCAUUUUUCACCAAGAACGUAGACGAAUUCCUGACGGAUGAAGUUAGUCCAGACUACAGUCGUUAA
This is a messenger RNA of Monascus purpureus, 846 nucleotides long. The record is from the annotation of a GenBank genome assembly. NCBI's taxonomy places the organism in Eukaryota, Fungi, Ascomycota, Eurotiomycetes, Eurotiales, Aspergillaceae.